Molecule: messenger RNA, 1796 nt
Organism: Diorhabda sublineata
Lineage: Eukaryota; Metazoa; Arthropoda; Insecta; Coleoptera; Chrysomelidae
Gene: CSN6
Product: COP9 signalosome complex subunit 6
Exons: 5
Coding region: 329-1330 (333 amino acids)
Biological process (GO): protein deneddylation
Cellular component (GO): COP9 signalosome
Molecular function (GO): protein binding; metallopeptidase activity
Source: RefSeq, a predicted model, not a curated record
CGCAAUUUGAUUGGCGGUUCAAUAAAACUUAACCUCAAAUACAAAAAAUAUGGUGCAAAUGCCCAUAUUCAAGCACGAUUCGCAAAGUUCAUUAUAAAUGGAUCAAUUUCACAUCGAAAUGCGUACUAAUUCGCACUUCGUCCGCGAAUUUUAUUAGAAAUGUGCCUUAGGAUGUCAAAGAAUCAACUGAUAGCAAUUUUGACAAGUGACAUUGACAGAUUCAUAUCUUAAUUCAAACAUUUGACAUUCGAACUUUAUUUUUCAUUUUGAUAGGAAAUUGUUUAUAUUUCAAAACGAUUAAAACAGCCUCAAUAGAUAGAUAUUAAAAAUGAGUGGAGGAAAAGAAGCUAUGGAAAUAGAAGUGGAAACUGUACCAACUGCAGAGAGCUCAAAAUCAUCUAUGGACACCUCUACCGAUGUAACCAAAAAUGUGAUGGCAUCAGGAGCCGUAGGAUCCAUAACUUGUUCGCUGCAUCCCCUUGUAAUUAUGAAUGUUUCUGAACAUUGGACAAGAGAACGAGCACAGGAAGGCUCUGUACAACAAGUAAUCGGAGCGUUGAUUGGUAAACAGAAAGGUAGAAAUAUUGAAAUAAUGAAUUCUUUUGAACUAGUAUUCAGAGUUAUAGCAGGUGAUAUUGUUGUGGAUAAAGAUUAUUAUAACAUGAAAGAGGAACAAUUUAAACAAGUGUUCAGUGAUUUAGAUUUUAUUGGUUGGUAUACGACAGGUGAUGCUCCAAAUAGUAUGGAUAUUAAAAUACAUAAACAAAUAUGUGAAAUUAACGAAUCACCUAUCAUGAUGAAGCUUAAUCCUUAUGAUAAAAAUAUAGAACAUCUCCCAGUAAACCUUUAUGAAUCUGUGAUAGAUUUAAUAAAUGGUGAAGCUACAAUGUUGUUUGUUUCUUUGACAUAUACUCUAGCUACUGAAGAAGCAGAACGUAUUGGUGUUGAUCAUGUAGCUAGAAUGUCUGCCACUGACUCUGGUGAAAGUUCUUUAGUAGCUGAACAUCUCACUGCACAGCAUAGUGCCAUUAAAAUGUUACAUUCGAGAGUUCGUUUGGUUUUAGAGUAUAUGAAAGCUGUACAAAAUGGUCAGUUGCCAAGAAAUCAUGAAAUACUUAGAGAAGCUUAUUCUUUAUGUAACAGGUUACCUGUUAUCGAUGGAGCUAGAUUUAGACAAGAUUUCUAUAAUCAAUGCAAUGAUGUUGGAUUAAUGACGUACUUAGGAACACUUACGAAAGGCUGCAAUGAUUUGAAUCAGUUUGUGAAUAAAUUCAAUAUCCUUUAUGACAGGCAAGGAGUAGGACGUAGAAUGAGAGGUAUUUUCUUUUAAUAAUCAUAGUGAUAAUAAAAAAAACAUUCAGAGUUGUAUUAUUUAUUAAAAUUUUGUAAUAAACAAUCCUAUAAGUACAUUCUUCUUUCUUAAAUGUGAGUCAUAAGUAACUGAAUAGCAAGUGAAGUAACGAUUUAAAAUUGGAGCAAAUGAACAGUUUCCAUUAUAAAAAGUUUACUUUCAUUAUUUAUUCACUUUUAAACCAGAUGUAAAUAUUCAAAAAAAGUUUGUAUAAAAGUAGGAAGACCGUGCGCUUUCUGUAUAGGCACUGGUUUUUACAAAACACAACCUCUAAAACAUUAUCGUUUAUAUUAAUAAUAAAUAUCCAAUUAGAAAAACUAUUUGUGUUACCACAGUUGGUGAGUGUGUUUUUUCUUACAGAAAAUCCUUUUUUUUUACCUAUUUUUAACUAUUCUCAACAUAUUUGACUCUAAAUCCCUUUUAUUUUACAAAUAAGUAGAAUAUA